This is a messenger RNA of Cephus cinctus (wheat stem sawfly), 2016 nucleotides long. RefSeq names its product separin (gene Sse). The record is from RefSeq and is a predicted model, not a curated record. Gene Ontology annotation, cellular component: centrosome; mitotic spindle; nucleus. Lineage: Eukaryota; Metazoa; Arthropoda; Insecta; Hymenoptera; Cephidae. Gene Ontology annotation, molecular function: cysteine-type endopeptidase activity. Bases 97 to 1944 code for a protein of 615 amino acids. The transcript is spliced from 9 exons. Gene Ontology annotation, biological process: proteolysis; meiotic chromosome separation.
GCAAUCUCCCUACUGAUCUCUGUAGUUACUACCCUACGGUUAAUUCGAAAAAAAAAAAAAAAAAUAUUUUACUAGAAAAUAAUAUACUUUGUAAAAAUGUGGAAUAUUAAUGAUGACAUUGAUACAAUGUUUCGUGAGUGUCAGCAAUACUAUUUACAAGAAAACAAGUCAAAAGAGGAUCUUCUGAAAGAAGACAGAAUAGAUAAACUAAAGAAAGAUUUAGAACAUCUUAUAUUACAGUGGAAUGUUAACUGUCCUGCUGUUGAAUAUGCAAAUCUGAAUAAAAUGCUGGCGAUCUGUUAUUUACAGGCAGGCAGACAAAAUGAUGCAGUUUAUCAUCUUAUAGAAUCUCACGCAGUCAUACUUCGUCAACAAACUCAACACAGAUUUCUUAAAACUGAAAUUCGUAGGUCUUUUCUUGAAGAGAAUCAAUUUUAUGGUCUUAAUCCAGCCUAUAUAAGAUUGAAUGAUGGUACAAAAAACUGCAACAUAUUAACAAAAAGGCUUAAUGAAAUGCCCCAAGAAUGGUAUAUGAUCCAAAUUACAAUUCAGUAUGAGCAUCCCGGAAUUUCUAAAUAUUCUAGCGCAGGACCAUCGUCAACUUAUCCAAUACACAUUAUUGUUAUGCCUACGGGAGAAAAAGCAAUCGGGCCAUUUUGUGUAACAAUACCAAAGUCUAAUACGAGUACAAUGUAUGAUAUUAUUAGUGAAAUAGAAGAUGUGUUAUCAAAUAAUAAAUUUGAUUUGGAAGCGGCUUACACUAAUAAUAAAUCAUAUUGGAAAAUGCGGGAACGACAAAAUAAGAAAAUGAAGGCAGCAAUAACAGAAUUGGAGAACACAUGGUUACGCGAAUGGAGAAUAUUAUUUAUGGCAGAUCCUAUAGAAAAUUUGGACUUGGUGCAAGAUUUGGAAGAUAUGAUUGACAAACUGAUAAGCGACGAUACAUCUACGCAAGUCAUGCCGGAUCGAUCACGAUGGCUCUUAAAAAAAAUUGCCACAGCUUCCUGUUACUUGUCUAAAGCAGAAAUUGCUACGGCUGUACAAUACGUCUUACCAAAUAAUAGUAAACUUGCUGAAAAUAUUAUAUUAUCCAUUUACGGAAAGUUGGGUAGUGUACAUCUUUUGAAAUCUGCUUUAAGAAAAACGCUAAUACUGAUUGUUGAUGAGAAUAUGGAUCAUAUUUCAUUUGAAUCUAUGGAUAUAUUGAAAGAUCAUCCGGUAACUCGGUUUCCGUCUUUCCAUAUAUCCUAUGCUUUAUUUAAGGAACAUGAAUCGUCUAUCAUAAAAGGAUGCAAAAUUAUUAAAAGUAAUAACGACGUUGGUAGUUUUAUCGUAAAUCCUUCGAAUAACUUGCCAAAAAUGGAACAACGAAUGAAACUAUUUAUUGACUAUUGGCUGCCUGGAUGGAAAGGAUUAUAUGGCGAAAAACCCGAUGAAGAAACAUUUGAAAACGCAUUGGUCAAUCAUGAUAUUUUAAUGUACAAUGGGCAUGGAAGUGGAAUUCAAUAUUUGGCGGGCGAACGAAUUGAAAAGCUGCGGGUCAAAGCAACCGUUCUAUUGUUUGGUUGCGGAAGUGUAAAAUUACAACGUGUUGGCGGACGAUUUCCACCUUAUGGUGUAUCUAAUCAAUAUUUGAUAGCCUGCAGUCCCUGCGUCUUGGGCAUGCUGUGGGAAGUAACAGACGCUGAUAUUGAUAAGAUGACUGCUAGUUUCUUGAGUAACUGGAUUCCAUCCACACAAGAGCGGCCAUGGAGUGAUAUUGAUCCUGAUUUGUGGCGCAGUGGCACUUUUGGAUUCCUGGAUAUUGAAACCAAGAAUUCUUCAAACCAAAAAACAAUAGAACCAGAAAUGUUGAGAGCAGUAGCCAAAUCAAAAAAUGUUUGUUCACACUUCAUGACAGCUGCUGCAAUUGUCGUUCGAGGACUGCCUAUAAAACUUGUAUAAUUUGUGUCACUUUGUUAUUAAAGUAAUUGUAUUUUUUAAAUAAAUUUAUAACUUUUAAUAUUCAUUUCGUAA